Molecule: messenger RNA, 3347 nt
Organism: Brachypodium distachyon (stiff brome)
Lineage: Eukaryota; Viridiplantae; Streptophyta; Magnoliopsida; Poales; Poaceae
Product: mannosylglycoprotein endo-beta-mannosidase
Exons: 11
Coding region: 297-3236 (979 amino acids)
Biological process (GO): carbohydrate metabolic process
Molecular function (GO): hydrolase activity, hydrolyzing O-glycosyl compounds
Source: RefSeq, a predicted model, not a curated record
AGAAAAAGGUUUUUGUUCGGGUGGGGCUAGCGGCGGAGUCCUCCGGCGGAGACGACACGGCAGCGCCGAUCACGCGCUCGCCCGCCCGUGCCCGUUGCUUCUGCAGAUUCCCUCAGCAGCACGUGCCGGCCUGGCCCCUCCUUCCCUCCCUCCGCCAAAACAAACAAAAACGCCGCGCACUCUCUGCCUUCCCCACUCCCCAGGCCAGGACCCCAGGCUCCCCCGAUCGGGUUCCCAAAAUUUGCAGCGCGGCAUCCCCUCCCGAAGUCCCGAGCAAGCGAUUGGCCGGGAGAUCGAUGUCGGCUGCUGAGGCGGCGGCAGCCGUGGGCAAGCGGGUGCUCGACACGGGCUGGCUCGCCGCGCGCUCCACCGAGGUCGCCCUCACUGGCGUCGAGCUCACCACCACCCACCCGCCGGACACCUCCGCCACCGCCCCAUGGAUGCACGCCGCCGUCCCUGGAACCGUGCUGGGGACGCUUCUCAAGAACAAGUUGAUUCCUGACCCGUUCUAUGGGUUGAACAACCAGGCGAUCAUCGACAUUGCGGACUCGGGGAGGGAGCACUACACAUUCUGGUUCUUCACCACCUUCCAGUGUGCUCCGGUAGGAAAUCAGCAUGUGAGUUUAAACUUCCGCGGAAUAAACUAUUCAGCAGAAGUGUACUUAAAUGGGCACGAAGAGGUACUUCCGAAAGGAAUGUUCAGAAGGCACACCCUGGAUAUUACUGAUGUUCUUCAUCCUGAUGGUAACAAUCUGCUUGCUGUACUCGUUCAUCCCCCGGAUCACCCUGGUACAAUUCCUCCCGGGGGAGGACAGGGCGGGGAUCAUGAGAUUGGAAAAGAUGUUGCUACACAGUAUGUUGAAGGAUGGGAUUGGAUCUGCCCAAUAAGGGAUCGAAAUACAGGUAUCUGGGAUGAAGUAUCAAUUUCCAUAACUGGGCCUCUGAAGAUAGCGGACCCCCAUCUGGUUUCAACUUUUCAUGAUGAUUUCAAGAGGUCAUACCUACAUUGUACACUUCAGUUGGAGAACAAAAGUUCAUGGUCCGCAGACUGUACAUUGAAGAUCCAAGUUUCAACUGAAGUUGAGGGUAACGUUUGCUUGGUGGAACAUCUUCAAAAUUAUGCAAUAACAAUUAAUCCCCAUUCAGUUCUAGAAUACACUAUUCCUCCUUUAUUCUUCUAUAAGCCGAAUCUGUGGUGGCCAAAUGGCAUGGGAAAGCAAUCCUUAUACAACGUUGAGAUUAGUAUAGAUAUCAAUGGAUUUGGGGAGUCUGAUUCAUGGAGUCACUAUUUCGGAUUCCGUAAAAUUGAGAGCACAAUAGAUGAUUCUACUGGUGGGAGGAUCUUCAAGGUAAACGGUGAGCCUAUUUUCAUCCGAGGGGGGAACUGGAUAUUGUCAGAUGGCCUGCUUCGGUUAACAAAGAAGCGAUAUAUGACUGACAUUAAAUUUCAUGCUGAUAUGAACUUCAAUAUGAUUCGCUGUUGGGGUGGUGGAUUAGCAGAGAGGCCUGAUUUUUAUCAUUUUUGUGAUGUCUAUGGUUUGAUGGUAUGGCAGGAAUUCUGGAUAACUGGAGAUGUUGAUGGCCGGGGCGUUCCAGUAUCAAACCCUGAUGGUCCUUUGGACCAUGGUCUCUUUCUUUUAUGUGCUAGAGAUACUGUCAAGUUACUCAGGAAUCAUGCUAGUCUUGCUUUGUGGGUUGGUGGCAACGAGCAAGUCCCACCAGUUGACAUUAAUAAAACACUGAAGAAUGAUCUGAAGCUACAUCCUAUGUUUAUAAGUUACCAGAGGACAAAAGCUCAAAAAAUAUGUUUAUCACAAGACUCCAGUGACCCAAGCAAAUACCUUGAUGGUACUCGAGUCUAUGUCCAAGGAUCAAUGUGGGAUGGUUUUGCCAAUGGCAAAGGUGGCUGGAGUGAUGGUCCAUAUGAGAUACAAUACCCUGAGAGCUUUUUCAAAGAUAGUUUCUACAAAUAUGGGUUUAACCCUGAAGUUGGGUCUGUGGGGGUUCCGGUUGCUGCAACUAUUAGAGCAACAAUGCCUCCAGAAGGAUGGAACAUUCCAAUAUUUAAGAAGAACAUUGAUGGGUACAUAAAAGAAAUUCCAAAUCCAAUAUGGGAUUACCACAAGUACAUUCCUUACUCAAAACCAGGGAAGGUCCAUGAUCAAAUUGAGCUAUAUGGCCGUCCAGAAGAUCUUGACGAUUUCUGCGAAAAGGCACAAUUGGUCAAUUAUGUUCAGUACAGAGCACUCCUGGAAGGAUGGACUUCAUUUAUGUGGACCAAGUUUACAGGCGUACUAAUUUGGAAGACGCAGAAUCCAUGGACCGGACUAAGAGGACAGUUCUAUGAUCAUCUCCAAGAUCAAACUGCUGGGUUUUAUGGUUGCCGUUGUGCCGCUGAACCAAUUCAUGUUCAACUGAAUUUGGCCAGUUUCUUUAUAGAGGUGGUGAACACUACGUCCAAUGAACUGACAAACGUGGCUGUAGAAAUUUCAAUAUGGGAUCUUGAUGGUGCAUCCCCAUACUACAAAGUUACUGAGAAAAUGGUGGUACCGCCAAAGAAAGUGAAGCAAAUUAUGGAGAUGGAAUACCCUAAGAUGAAGAAUGCCAAGCCUGUCUAUUUUCUACUACUUAAACUCGUCAGGCUGUCAGACAAGGAAGUACUCUCCAGAAACUUCUAUUGGCUACAUCUUCCUGGGAAAGACUACAAGUUGUUGGAACAGUAUCGGCAGAAAACAGUUCCACUCAAGAUUGGAUCUAAAGUUUACGUCUCAGGCCGUGCAUACACCGUAAGAAUGUCCAUAGAGAACAGGUCAAAUAAAUCAACAGCAGAAAGCGCAACCUCUGUAUCAACCAUGGAUCUGGUCGACGGAAACGGUUCCAACAGCAUUAGCGAAGAAACUAUUUGUGAGGGACAGGAAACUGGUCUGUGGAGCAAAAUACGCAGAGGCAUUGAUCUAGCAAGAUCAGGUGACAAACCAAGAACAGUUGAGGUGAACGGGACGGAUUCAGGUGUCGCAUUUUUCCUUCAUUUUUCGGUGCACAACUCUGAAUCAUCCACUCAGGAGAAUUACAGGGACACGAGGAUCCUUCCAGUCCACUACUCGGACAACUAUUUUUCGCUCACGCCGGGAGAGAAAAUGACUGUUGACAUCUCCUUCGAGGCUCCCGAAGGCUCCGUGCCCAGGGUCAUUCUGAGAGGAUGGAACUAUCACCUGUACCAUGCAGUGACGAUGUGAGGAGCGAUUUAUCUGUCAAAAUGUUAUCUUAACGAAGACUGUAAUAAGAUUCAUGUGAAAUAAGUACAUCCCUAAUAAAGUGCAGAGCAUCAGCAUAUGUCGUGAGCAGAA